Messenger RNA from Tupaia belangeri chinensis (Chinese tree shrew), 3900 nucleotides. It is a transcript of the gene STON1, whose product is annotated as stonin 1. Gene Ontology annotation, biological process: regulation of endocytosis; transcription initiation at RNA polymerase II promoter; transcription by RNA polymerase II. Gene Ontology annotation, cellular component: transcription factor TFIIA complex. NCBI's taxonomy places the organism in Eukaryota, Metazoa, Chordata, Mammalia, Scandentia, Tupaiidae. The transcript is spliced from 12 exons. The record is from RefSeq and is a predicted model, not a curated record. Bases 239 to 3775 code for a protein of 1178 amino acids.
ACCAAAAGGGGGAAAGCCAGCUGGAAAUGAGUGUGAAAAGGAUAAUAGAAAGAGGCACUAGGAUGGCGAGAAGAGGAGAAAAAAGAAAAGCAAAGUGGGAGAAAAGACUGCCCUUGACCUUGGAGAGCCAGAGUCUCACUGUUCCCUCCGCACAGCCUCAAACUCCUGUCUUUUCAGCAGGGACAAAGCAGAGACAAGGUGUCUGUUCCUUUGACAAGACCAUAAUCUGACCCCAAAGAUGUGCUCCGCAAACCCAGGCAACUGGGUCACUUUUGAUGACGACUCUGGUUUUCAAUCUUCUCAAGCAUCGAAGAAUCUCCCUCUGGAGAAUCAAGGUGUCUGUAGACCAAAUGGACUUAAGUUAAACCUUCCUGGACUCAAGGAAUUUCCCAGUGGAUCUUCAUCUACCAGCAGCACCCCUCUCUCUUCUCCCAUUGUAGACUUUUACUUCAGUCCAGGACCUCCAAGUAACUCUCCUCUUUCUACACCUACCAAGGACUUUCCAGGUAUUCCUGGUGUCCCCAAAGCAGUGACCCACGUGCUUUAUCCUAUUCCAGAGUCAUCUUCACACUGCCCACUCGUAAUACCAGCAGACUCCUCACUGCCUACUAACCCAACGUGUUUAUCUCAUGCUUUCUUACCCAGUGACCACUCAGCUACACACCCAGCUCCCAAAGCAGGUCUUCCAGAGGAUAUUAGCUCUCACCAGGCAGAAAGACUAGGGUUCCAAAGCAGUACUCCCCAGUUUCAGUAUUUUCGAGAGGACUAUGCCUUUUCAAGUCCAUUUUGGAAAGAGGAAAGCAGCGCCUCUCAAUUCACCUGUGACAACCCAGGGAGCAGAAAGACAUUGUCAUCAAGAGACAAGGAGCUGCCUAUUGAUCAAAAAAGCCUAAAUAAAUGUUCACUCAGCUAUAUCUGUGAGAAACUGGAACAUCUCCAGUCUGCUGAAAACCAAGACUCCUUGGGGAAUUUGUCGACGCAAUGUCUUUAUGCUGAAGACGUUGCAUCUUCCUUUGUCCCCCACACACUCUUCAGGAGUCAGCCAAGAGCCGGCUGGUCUUUAAUGCUGAGGAUUCCUGAAAAGAAGAACAUGAUGUCUUCCCGGCAAUGGGGACCAAUUUUUCUGAAAGUUUUACCUGGAGGAAUUUUGCAAAUGUAUUAUGAGAAAGGGUUGGAGAAACCAUUUAAAGAAUUACAGCUCGAUCCACAUUGCAGGCUUUCUGAACCCAAAGUUGAGAACUUUAGUGUGGCAGGAAAAAUCCAUACUGUGAAGAUUGAACACGUGUCUUACACAGAAAAAAGGAAAUACCAUUCUAAGACAGAAGUAGUUCAUGAGCCAGACAUUGAGCAGAUGCUGAAGCUGGGGUCCACGGAGUACCAUGACUUUCUUGACUUUCUGACCACUGUGGAGGAGGAGCUGAUGAAACUGCCAGCUGUUUCAAAACCAAAGAAGAACUACGAGGAUCAAGACAUUACCCUGGAAAUUGUGGACAACUUUUGGGGUAAAGUCACAAAAGACGAAGGAAAAUUGAUUGAAAGUACUGUCAUAACUCAAAUCUCUUGCCUCUGCUUUGUGAAUGGGAACAUGGAAUGCUUUUUAACCUUGAAUGAUCUGGAGCUGCAGAAGCGAGAUGAAUGCUAUUUUGAAAAAGACCCAGAAAAGAAAGGAAUUAAUAUCCUUGAUUACCAUUUCCAUAACUGUGUGAAAGUACAAGAAUUUGAGCAGUCAAGAAUCAUCAAGUUUGCCCCUCCAGAUGCCUGCCGGUUUGAGCUGAUGCGUUUCAAGACUUCGUAUGAUGGAGAUGCUCUUCCCUUUUCCGUGAAGUCUGCAGUGGUUGUCCAGGGGGCGUAUGUGGAACUUCAGGCCUUUGUCAACAUGGCCCCAUUAACUCAGAGACCAUCCUACAUGGGUUCCUUGAGGUCCUGUGAUAACAUAAUGAUACACUUUCCUGUCCCAGCACAGUGGAUCAAAGCCCUCUGGACCAUGAAUCUCCAGAGGCAGAAGUCCCUGAAGGCCAAAAUGAACCGCCGGGCAUGUCUAGGGAGUUUACAUGAACCAGAAUCUGAGCCUGUCAUCCAGGUCACUGUGGGGUCAGCGAAAUAUGAGAGUGCCUACCGGGCCGUGGUGUGGAAGAUAGACCGGCUUCCUGAUAAAAAUUCAAGUCCUGAUUAUCCCCAUUGUCUGUCAUACAAACUAGAACUUGGAUCAGAUCAAGAAAUUCCCUCUGAUUGGUAUCCAUUUGCUACUGUUCAGUUUUCGAUGCCUGACACCUGUGCUUCGAGGACCGAGGUCAGGUCUCUGGGGGUAGAGAGUGAUGUCCAACCACAGAAACACAUCCAUCUGCGAGCUUGCUACAAUAUCCAGCCUAAACUCUACAGAUCUGUAAUUGAAGAUGUAAUUGAAGGAGUUCGGGAUCUAUUUGCUGAAGAAGGUAUAGAAGAACAUGUCUUAAAAGAUUUGAAGCAGCUCUGGGAAACCAAGAUCUUGCAAUCUAAAGCAACAGAAGAUUUCUUCAGAAAUAGUGUCCAUUCAUCUCUGUUCGUCCUUCAGUUGCCACACAGCUUGCACCAAACAUUGCAAUCAUCAACAGCAUCAUUAGUAAUUCCUGCUGGUAGAACUCUUCCAAGUUUUACCACAGCAGAACUGGGAACCUCCAACUCUAGUGCAAACUUCACUUUUCCUGGUUACCCUAUUCAUGUACCAGCAGGUGUGACACUACAGACUGUAUCUGGUCACCUUUAUAAAGUCAAUGUGCCAAUUAUGGUGACACAGACUUCUGGAGGGGCAAAUAUUCUUCAGCAUCCAAUUCAGCACGUAUUUCAGCAGCUUGGGCAGCCUUCAGUAAUACAGACUGGUGUUCCACGACUGAACCCAUGUUCUCUGCAAGCAACUGCUGAAAAAGCACAGAGAAUGGACAUGGUGUUGCAACAACCUGCAGCUUUACAUUCUGGGCCAGUGGAUAAGAAACACUUAGAAAAUGCCUCCAGUGAUACACUUGUACCUCCUGGAAAUGAGCCUAAACUUGUGUCUGAAGCUUUGUUGAGUCAGCAAGGGAACUCUCAGUUUAUCAGCCUUCCAGGUGUUACAUUUCCUUCACAGGUCUCUCAAACAGAUUCUAAUGUAGAACCAGUAUUGGGUAUUUCAGAUGGCAUGACCCAAAAUCUGCAUGGUGGACCCCUGACAAUAGGCCCUCUGGGGGCUCUUCACCAGCACAUGACUGAUGUUCAGCUUCAUGUUAAGAAUCUGGUGUAUGACUGUGAAUCUGUAAAGCAACCAAGAAAUACAGAGGAGGCCAGCAGCAUAGCUGUAUCACAGAAGGGUUCUAAUUCUCAAAUGGAUUUAAGCAUUCAGGUAACUGGUGAUUAUAUUAAUGAAAUUAUUCAAAUAGAUGGGACUGAUGAUACUUCUUCCAAUGAGGAAAUAGAAAGUAUAAAAGAUGUAGAUGAGAACGAAUUUCUAGGGAUUACUGAUGCAGGAGAUCGGAAGGUACUUGAAGAAGCUGACAGUGUAUCAAAUGAAGAUUCAACUGCAAACAGUAGUGAUAAUGAAGACCAUCACAUCGACAUCGUGGAAGAGGACCCUUUAAAUUCUGGAGAUGAUGUUAGUGAGCAGGAUGUGCCAGACCUGUUUGACACGGAUAAUGUAAUUGUCUGUCAAUAUGAUAAGGUUCAUCGAAGCAAGAACAAAUGGAAAUUCUAUUUGAAAGAUGGUGUUAUGUGUUUUGGAGGGAGAGACUAUGUAUUUGCAAAAGCCAUUGGUGAUGCAGAGUGGUAAACUUUAUGAGCUCAGUACAUCAGUUUUGUAAACAUCAAUGGGACUAUAUUGCAUGUUGUUAAAUUACUGCUAAAAAAAAAUAUAUAUAUAUAUAUAGUCCAGCACAGAACUGUUCAAAUUUUCAG